AUGACGUCAGGAGGAGGAGGAGGCGAGCAUGGCUGCACGGAGCAGGGCCACCUGCCGGCGACCGACCGCCGUGGCCGCGACGAGGACGCCCCUCCCCAUUCCGCGCCGCCAUUCCCCUUCUCCGAAGCAGCGCUCGAGAUGAAGAAGAAGCAGAAGCUGGUGCAGCAGCCCUCGCCGGAGAUCCCCGACAGUGCGCUCGUCGAGAUCCUGUCGCGGGUGCCCUACAGGUCGCUCUGCCGCUUCAAGUGCGUGUCCAAGCCAUGGCUCGCCCUCUGUUCCGACCCGGACAUCCGCAGGAGGUGCCCGCAGACCCUGUCCGGCUUCUUCUACAACCGGAGCGGCUGCGGCCUCAGCUUCCGCAAUCUGUCCGGGAGAGGCCCCCCUCUGGUCGACCCUUCGCUCCCGUUCCUACGAGGGCGCUACGAGCGCGUCGAGAUCCAGCAGUGCUGCGGCGGCCUCCUCCUCUGCAGAUACCGGGACUCGUACAAAGGGCGGAACAAGAAGAAAUUCGGGUACGCUGUGUGCAAUCCUGCCACCGGGGAAUGGACUGUGCUGACCCUCAUUGUUUUGCCGGACCCGGUGGACGGCGUUCCUGUGAUCUACAAUGUGAACGAUCUCUUCCUGGGGUUCGACGCCGCCGUUCCGUCCCGCUUCGUGGUGUUUGCGCCCCUGAGCAAUUCUUUCGGCGAGUUCGCGCAGGUGGCCAUCUUCUCAUCGGAGACUAGGCGGUGGGCUUCCGUGGAGAGCGAGUGGCCUUACAAAACCGUUCUUCUUGGUGGUACGGCUUGUGCCUACCUGAAUGGCACAAUGCAUCUGACUACCCAUAGUGGUACAAUAGUCAGUGUCGACGCGGAGGGGGAGACUUGGAGGGAAAUUGAGGAUGGCAUGGAGGAGUACCGUGAGGUUGUUUCUAUUGGGCAUUCUCAGGGCAGCUUGCAUGCUUGGCUGAUAGAUAAUGAUAAGGAUCCCGAACUCUGUGUUUGGGUUCUUGAAGAUUAUGGUAGUGGAAAGUGGACCCUGAAGCACACUGUUGAGAUAUCGGAACUUUUCGGGAGGCAGCCGGACAAAGACGAAGCGUGUUAUAGCAUGCUUGCAAUCCAUCCAGAUUGUAAUUUGGUUUUCCUCACCGACAACAAGAAGAUGACAGUGUCGUAUGAUAUGGAUACUCGGAAAGUUGAUGUUAUCUGCACUUCUGGAGAAUUACUGGUUGGUGCACCUUAUGUUCCUUGUUUUGUGGAAAUGUCGGCAGGUGGUCACUGA
Triticum turgidum subsp. durum (durum wheat) is the source of this 1260-nucleotide messenger RNA. The record is from the annotation of a GenBank genome assembly. Lineage: Eukaryota; Viridiplantae; Streptophyta; Magnoliopsida; Poales; Poaceae.